This is a messenger RNA of Oncorhynchus nerka (sockeye salmon), 7432 nucleotides long. Its product is annotated as membrane progestin receptor alpha-like. Gene Ontology annotation, cellular component: plasma membrane. Gene Ontology annotation, molecular function: steroid binding; nuclear steroid receptor activity. Gene Ontology annotation, biological process: response to steroid hormone. The transcript has 2 exons. The record is from RefSeq and is a predicted model, not a curated record. Lineage: Eukaryota; Metazoa; Chordata; Actinopteri; Salmoniformes; Salmonidae. The coding region runs from base 150 to 1214 and encodes 354 amino acids.
CGGGCGCUCCACCCGCACAAGAAUAAUCAUACUUUAGUAAUUUUAUUGAUCAAACAAUGUUAUUUAUAUUUGAUGUAUUAAUGAAUAAUCCAAACGAUUCAGUAUUCAAGGUUUUGCACUGAUACUGCGUUUGCCUUCUUCAGUUUGCCAUGGCGACCGUGGUGAUGGAGCAGAUUGGUCGCCUGUUCAUCAAUGCUCAACAGUUGCGUCAGAUUCCUCAGCUGCUCGAGUCGGCCUUCCCUACUCUGCCCUGCACCGUGAAGGCCCAUGAUGUGCCCUGGGUGUUCCGUGAGCCUCACAUCCUUGGAGGCUACAGGCAGCCGGAACACAGCUGGCGCUACUACUUCCUCACCCUCUUCCAGAGGCACAACGAGGCACUGAACGUUUGGACCCACCUGCUCGCCGCCUUUAUCAUCCUGGUCAAGUGCCAGGAGCUGUCUGAGACAGUGGAUUUUCUCCGUGACCCCCACGCCCAGCCCCUGUUUAUUGUCCUCCUCUCAGCCUUCACCUACCUGUCGUGCAGUGCCCUGGCCCACCUGCUCAACGCCAAGUCCGAGCUCUCCCACUACACCUUCUACUUCCUGGACUAUGUGGGCGUGGCCAUCUACCAGUAUGGCAGCGCCCUGGCCCACUUUUACUAUGCCAUCGAGGAGGGCUGGCACACCCGGGUGCGAGGGAUCUUCCUGCCCACCGCAGCGUUCCUAGCCUGGUUCUCGUGCUUCGGCUGCUGCUACGGCAAGUAUGCCAGCCCGAGGCUGCCCAAAUUUGCCCACAAGCUGUUCCAGGUGGUGCCCUCGGGCCUGGCCUACUGCCUGGACAUUAGUCCCGUGCUGCACCGCAUCUACAGCUGCCACCAGCAGGAGGGGGGCUGCUCCAACCAGGCUGUGGCUUACCACCGCUACCAGGUAAUAUUUUUCCUGGUGAGCGCCUACUUCUUUGCCUGCCCCCACCCAGAGCGCUGGCUGCCCGGGCGAUGUGACUUCAUUGGCCAGGGCCACCAGAUCUUCCACGUGUUCCUGGUGCUGUGCACCCUGGUGCAGAUCGAGGCGACACGCAUAGACUACAUUGAGCGGAGGCCCCUCUACGAGCGUCUCCACGGCAACCUGGCCCAUGAUGCAGUGGCGCUCUUCAUCUUCACGGCAUGCUGCAGCGCGCUCACUGCCUUCUACGUGCGGAAACGUGUGCAGGCGCAACUGUGCGAAAAAGAGAAGUAGGAGCUGUCAGGACAGAGGGAGAAAGGAGGAUAAGGGAGAAAGACUAAUCUGAUUUACACUGGAAAGCUAAAAAAAAAGACAAGAGAUUAAAGCAAUUAGACUGUUCAUUUUGUAAAAACAAUGACCUGCUGUUUUAUUUUUUUUAUUUUUUUUGUGGCCUGCCAAAUGACAUGUUAAACUGGCAACAUUAACUGUCUUGUGAUGUUGACCUUCCAGGAAGACAGAAAAAUCCUGGUAGUUUCUGUCUGUCACAUCACAAGCAGUCCCUGUAACACUCCAAAUAACAUCUUUGCACUUCACAGAGAGGGUAAGAUGAAGGUCGGAAUUGAGACUUUUUUAUUGUGUUGAUAAUCCUAUUCAUUUUGCACUCUCUACUGUGAGAUUACAUGUCAUGGCCUGGCUAGCUAGUCUGAAUGACUGUUUGACUACAUACUGUACUGUACAGACUGACCAACACCAGGCAUGACACAGACCAUCUCAAUAGAGGUAUGCAGGAAAGAAUGGAAAGAAUACCCACGUUGCCCUUAAGUGGAUCAUCAAAUAAAUAAUUACAAUAGUUUAAUAAUUUCUCACCAGCUUUUAUUUCUUAAAAGUACAAUGUGAGUUUCAAAGCUAUUUGACUCCCAAGUCAAAUGUUAACGCUUAAUGAAGACCAGUAUUCGUUUUUUUAUUCCUUGGUUAUCUCAUGAUAUUCCAGUGAGCUGCAGUCGACACCUCCAAAUGCUGUCUCCCCUACUCAUUCUCUCUGUUUUAUCUACCAUUUUCUCUGCCCAUUUUCUCCAAAGCUGUGUUUGCUAACUGAUUGAGGUGCCUAUACGUGCUGUCAGAUAUAAUAGACUGGCAGUUAGACUGGGCUAGAGGCAUACAGCGCACAAUUUGCAAACCAAACAGAACAUUUCUCCUCUAAGACACAUACAUUGGCCAUUUUACUAACAUGUGGAUUGAUCAUGUCAAAGAACAAAGCUGGCACUCUUAGGAUAGUUGGCGUAAGAAAUGGAUGGAACUAUGUGCCCAAGAUGACUAUGAUGUCUCUUUGUCGUUGUGAUAAUAUUCCUUUGUAUUCAAAGGGAUGGAACUUCAGCUUUUGCCUUUUCACACCCAAUGAUGUCAAUGCCUUUGUGUGUAUUGUUCAGUCUUUUCAUGGACUUGACUUUACUCACAAAAGGGCUGUCUUAGUACUUAGUAUGGUGACUUACUGUUUGUACAUUUGUAUAUGUAUGGUUGGGUAUGUACAGUUGAAGUCGGAAGUUUACAUAUUCUUAGGUUGCAGUCAUUAAAACUCAUUUUAAAAGACUCCACAAAUUUCUUGUUAACAAACUAUAGUUUUGGCAAGUCGGUUAGGACAUCUACUUUGUGCAUUAAAGUAAUUUUUCCGACAAUUGUUAACAGACAGAUUAUUUAACUAAAAUUCCCUGUAUCAUAAUUCCAGUGGAUCAGAAGUUUACAUACCAAGUUGACUGUGCCUCUAAACAGCUUGGAAAAUUCCAGCUGAAGCUUCUGAUAGGCUAAUUGACAUCAUUUGAGUCAAUUGGAGAUGUACCUGUGGAUGUAUUUCAAGGCCUACCUUCAAACUCAGUGCCUCUUUGCUUGACAUCAUGGGAAAAUCAGAAGAAAUCAGCCAAGACCUCAGAAAACAAAUUGUAGAUCCCCACAAGUCUGGUUCAUCCUUGGCAGCAAUUUCCAAACGCCAGAAGGUACCACGUUCAUCUGUACAAACAAUAGUAUGCAAGUAUAAACACCAUGGGACCACGCAGCCGUCAUACCGCUCAGGAAGGAGACGCAUUCUGUCUCCAGGAGAUAAUGUACUUUGGUGUGAAACGUGCAAAUCAUCCCCAGAACAGCAAAGGACCUUGUGAAUAUUCUGGAUGAAACCGGUACAAAAGUAUCUAUAUCCACAGUAAAACGAGUCCUAUAUCGACAUAACCUGAAAGGCCGCUCAGCAAGAAAGAAGCCACUGCUCCAAAACCGCCAUAAAAAAGCCAGACUACGGUUUGCAACUGCACAUGGGGGCAAAGAACAUGCUUUUUGGAGAAAUGUCUGAUGAAACAAAUAUAGAACGGUUUGGCCAUAAUGACCAUCAUUAUGUUUGGAGGAAAAAGGUUGAAGCUUGCAAGCUGAAGAACACCAUCCCAAUCGUGUAGCACGGGGGUGGCAGCAUCAUGUUGUGGGGGUGCUUUGCUGAUGGAGGGACUAGUGCACUUCACAAAAUAGAUGACAUCAGUCAGGAAGUUGAAGCUUGGUCGCAAACAGGUCUUCCUAAUGGACAAUGACCCCAAGCAUAAUAUCAAAGUUGUGACAAAAUAGCUUAAGGAAAGUCAAAGUAAAGGUAUUGGAGUGGCCAUCACAAAGCCCUGAACUCAAUCUUUUGGAAAAGAACUGAAAAAGCGUAUGCGAGCAAGGAGGCCUACAAACCUGACUCAGUUACAACAGCUCUGUCAGGAGAAAUGGGCCAAAAUUCACCCAACUUAUUGUGGGAAGCUUGUGGAUGGCCACCCCAAAAGUUUGACCCAAGUUAAACAAUUUAAAGGCAAUGCUACCAAAUACUAAUUGAGUGUAUAUAAACUUCUGACCCACUGGGAAUGUGAUGAAAGAAAUAAAAGCUGAAAUAAAUAAUUCUCUCAACUAUGUUAUUCUGACAUUUCACAUUCUUAAAAUAAAGUGGUGAUCUUAACUGACAGGGAAUUUUUACUCUGAUUAAAUGUCAGGAAUAGUGAAAAACUGAGUUUAAAUGUAUUUUGGCUAAGGUGUAUGUAAACUUCCGAGUUAAAAUGUACAUGCCUUGGAGCAUGUCUCUUUGCGUGUAUUGCUUUGCUUGUGUUUGCUUGUGUUUGAUUCAGAUGUGAAUGUGUUUGAAAGCCUGUCUUUGCACUUAUUUCUUAUGUUCAAGACCCCUCUUAAGAACAUUGUAGUCCGUUAACGUCCUCUCGAGUCCCUUAAGGUGACAUUUUAAGUCUGUCACACAUCAUUGAAAGGUGAAAUAAUUGCUCACAAAAGAGCAGGAUUUAUUUUAAAACCUAAUUUUAUGAUGUCCAUGAAACGGUGGCAAUAAUUGUUUAGAGCUAAUGUAAACAAUACAUUUAUUACACAGGUAUUCAAAUCAGGACCCAGAGAGAAAAAUUCCAACACUCAUUUUGGAAGAAAUGCCAUUUAAAAUGUUAAUUUUAGAUUAAUAAGAUAAUGUUGCCCCUAGUGUUCUGUUGUGAAAUGUCUCAUAAAAUUUACGUAAUUUUAUAUGUGCUGAUCAAGUUUGAGGUGGCAUUGAACUUUACAGACCUGAGACCUGGGUUUGGGCUCAGCCAAAGUCACUGAUAAUGUCACCUACAAAGCUUAGGCUAAUAUCUAACAGGUGACGGAAAGGUUAAAGCAUGACUGAUUUACAGGUAACUGCCAAAAUAAAGGAAACACUUAAGUGAAUGAGGGAUGCAAAGUAUAUUGAAAGCAGUUGCUUCCACGCAGAUGUGGUUCUUGAGUUAAUUAAGCAAUGAACACCCCAUCAUACUUCAGGUCAUGUAUAAAAAUUCCCAGUUGCCUGUUAUUUUGGCUACCAUGGCUAGAAGAAGAGAGCUCUGUGACUUUGAAAGAGGAGUCUCAAAGGAGCAUAUGGGGUUUAUUAAAGUAAGUGUGUGUGUGUGUGUGUGUGUGUGUGUGUGCAUGUCAGUCACCAUAUCUCAACCCAAUUGAACACUUAAGGAAGAUUCGAGAGUGGCGCCUGAGACAGCGUUUUCCACCACCACCAACAAAACACCAGAUCAUGGAAUUUCUCAUGGAAGAAUGGUGUCGCAUCCCUCAUAUAGAGUUCCAGAUACAUGUAGAAUUUAUGCCAAGGAGCAUGGACAAUGUUCUGGUGGCUCGUGCUGGCCCAACGCCCUAUUAAGACACUAUGUUAUUUAGGCAGUUCCUUGAAUUUGAAUUGUUAUGGUCUCACUGAUAAAGGGGUUGCAAUGACUAGAAUAAAAUUGUGACCCCUAGUAUCCAAACUACCACUGUAAGCGCCAUUCCUAACACAAACCAACUCUGAAUCAGAUAACGGUUCACCUUGAUACUACUGACUCUCACUAUACUGCACAGAACCUAAGGCAGGGAAUCUUUAAAUCAGCAUUGAUACGGUUCUACCCAGGGUUGCAGGUUACCAUUUUUCGUCAGAAAUCUUGUAGUUUUUCCUGAUCUGAUAACCUAACGAGAUGAAACUCACGAUAAUAGACAGUAUGACGUGAUUAAUCUGUUGCAAAAAGGUUGAAUAUGGGCUCGGAUGGGACCAGAGUUUUUCUUAUCAGGUCACAUGGUUUUAAAAAAACUCCUGAACUUGGGGGAGGGUGAAAACCAUGUCAAACUGCAGCAACCUUGUACUUGUUCAUAUUAAAAUAAAGACUAGGGAGGUUUCCUAUACACAGACAAAGCAACAUGAUUGGACAAUAAAACUCACAGGGCUGAGCUUGUUUUAUGCAGGUUUGCAUUGUGUAGUCCAGCCCUAUGCAACUGUAGGCCGAAUUACACAUUUACUCACAGUCUAUGUAGCUAUUGUGUUUAUUGAUUAAUACGCCCUGCAUAAAUACAUCAAACAAACACAAUGUACAAAAUUACAAAACAUAUUAAGAAAAACAAACAUUACUCUGAACUGGCCAAUGGCCCCAGAAGAUCUCAUUUUAGAGAGCUCUGUAAGUUGUUUCACAUAAACAACUAGAUGCUGUUUUCCAUUGUGCCCUUAGGUUUAUUACUGGUGAUGGUUAUAGAUCUCACCAUUUUGUUUUUUUUAAUAAAAAAUUUGGUUGGAUGUAUGUAACAGAUGAGCAGCAUUUUCUUGUGUUUAUCAACAAAGCACUCGUGCAGAAACUUCCUAUGUAUCUAUCAUCAUUAAUUCAAUUUAGACAUACAAAUUAUCAAACCCGGUCUCAGGCUUGGAUAGCACUGGAGGCCCCUCUGGUCUCCACAGAGUUGGGUAAAGCUGCUUUCGUUUUUUUUGCACCCUUUAUAUGUAAAUGCUGCUGCAUGCAUAUAGAAAAUAUCCCCAUAGUCUAAAAUAGACAUUUAAGUGGCCUGGACAAUUUCCUUCCUUUAACAAAAGUCAGACAUGUGUCAUGACGUUGCCCUCUUUGGGUACAGCAAGCCCCAUCCCCCUCUCCCUGUCUCCUACACACAGGCUGCUGUGGUCAGAGAGAGGUCGUAAAUUCCUGGAGGAUAUUAAUCUCCUCAUGGCCACAGUAUACAGACAGAGUGAAUUUUCAUAGAGAACAAAGGAAUUUCUUCCACUUCACAGAACUUGAGGUCCGAACAACAUUUAUGUUCUGGAGAAGGUAUAACAGAUCGGUGUAGAAUCCAGCUACAAACUGGUCCAUUUGGUACAAUUUGGUGAAAUCAUGGAAGACAAUACGACCACAUUACCAUAACGCUGUUUACAUUGGCCUCAGAUAUGAGGUUUACAUCUAAUUGUUGUAUAAGAUGAAUGAGUGAGGAUGAUACUGUCUGUAAAAUUGUGUAAUGUGAUUUUGGACUGUUUAAUGAAGGAAACUCCAAUUCCCUUUUGAGUUUAACUAAAUCAGAGGACCGCUUAUGAGCCCAGUUAGGGUCUGGCAUACUGGGACAGGCCCUUUUCUGCAACUCCCGGAUAAAACCCCCACUUUGAUAAUUUCUCAACUGACCAUGUUUCCCUCAAUUGCGAGAGGACAAACGUUUGAGUAGAUUGCUGAAUCUUUUAACCAUCCCACGUGGUUAACUCUGAGACUAUCGAUACUGACAGAAUAAGAACAAGUCUUUGAUAUGAAUUACUAGUCUGCAGCUAGGAAUUCGGUAUCAUUGAACACGAAGACCGACAACCGCCGAAACAUCUAUCCAUAACAACCUGAAUGAAUGUCACUCUGAACUAUCCAUUCUAACCACGACAGAGAGGGCGGACAAACUCUCCAACAGAAACUACAUUUUCAACAGAGAUCCCCGACGACACAAUGAACGUAAAUAUAUAUAUAUUGAUUGCAAUUGUUCCAGAAUGAGUGAGCGUUCAUGUGCAAAGGAUGAGCAUUUCAAUUGUUUUGUUAUAAUUAUCAACUGUGUGUUGUCUUAUCUCAGUCGACCCCCACUCCCCUUUUGUACAGCAAGCCGCGAUGCCGGUUUAGCCCACUGGGGCACAUUCCCCUAUCAUUUCUUGUAACCAUAUUUACUUUGUUUGUUUGUGUGUGCACUUCUGUGAUUGUUUAGUUAGUUAAUAAAUAAAUGAUUUAAGACAA